AUGGCUACAAGACAUUGAAUUUAUCGUUCGUCCUCGCAAUCAUAUCCUUACCCACGUACGCAUACACUGGUUGUUGUUCCAUCAUCACGCUCAAUUAUGGAGAAUAAUGCCGAAAAAGGGUAUGCUAAAAUGCGACCACCAUUGAAUCGUACCAUACCACCGAUACCAGAAUCGAAAUCCAAUGAUUCAAUUAUGACUCAUACAUCGGAAAAGCGCAUUGAAAAUAAUAAUACUGAAUGCAAACCUUCAACUUCCCGAGCCCUUCGAGAACCAUCAUGUGUUAAAUCCAUAGGAGAGCUUGUUGCAUCAUUUACCGCAAAGGUAUCUUCACAAAAGGUUGAAAGCGAUGGGUCAUUAGUUAUCGAAAAUACAAUGGCGCAUAGUUUGGCAACAAAAACCGCAGUAAUCAUUUCCAAUCAAAACAGGCGAUCAGAAGAUAUGCCACGAAGUCCGCUAAUGAGUGUUGCUCAUUCCGUACGGUCAAAGCUUACAAAACUUGGAAAUCGUUUCAGUCGGACAGAUGGGAAUCAAAAUAUUCGUAUCAGUACCAGCUUAUCAAAUUUGCAAGAUGGUGGCAGCAGGUAA
Molecule: messenger RNA, 585 nt
Organism: Acanthocheilonema viteae
Lineage: Eukaryota; Metazoa; Nematoda; Chromadorea; Rhabditida; Onchocercidae
Source: the annotation of a GenBank genome assembly